AUGUCACAGAUAAAUACGGAUGCUAGCUUCGAAGAACUCCCUGUCGAGAUUGUCGAGAGCAUCGUCCAGCUGCUGGACGUCGCCGACAUCGGGAGCCUGCGCUUGGCGAGCCGACCCCUCAAUUCGAAAGCGACACAGGGACAUUUCCGAUCCUUCUUCUUCUCUAAGCGUGUAAAGGUCAACAGUUGUCAACUUGAAAAGCUCGAAUUCAUUACGAAACAUGGCUUCCUCGGCUGCCAGAUCCGUGACUUGACACUGGUGGGCUUGGUGUAUGAUACCAAGGGUCUCAAGGCAGCCGUACGAAGACACCCAGAGGAUUCAGAAAAGCAGCAUGACUUGAAGGAAUUAUCGGAGCAAGAGGUUGACUAUGAGGAUUCGCGUGACUCUGGCCUCAUCGUACGUCUCUUGGGCAAUGCAUUCAGAAACAUUGCUGCAAAAAGUAGGGCUGGGAAGCUGCAUUCGCUGUCUCUCGAAGUAGCCGUGUAUCGGUUGGAUGCACAGAAUGAAUCCCGGCCCAGUGAAGGGGAAAAUUGGCAACCUGUCUGGCAGGGCGCUGCCGAGACAUUUCAUACCGUAUUCUCGUCGUUACGAGAGAGCUGGGUCCGUGUCGAUGAUUUGAACAUUUUCAACGAGCCUUAUCUGCAACAGUGCAGCAUCGCGAGCAACGAGCUCAGCAGUGUGAUUUCUUGUACGGACGGUCUAUCUCACACUCUAGAGUCACUACGAUCUUUGUCCAUUAGUAUGUCUGCCCCAAUUGUCAACUUCUCACAAUUCUCGGACGGCUGGGCACACAAAAGCGAUUCUUUUAACGCAGAGGACAACGAGGAAUCAGAGGAGGAUGAGGAAACACGCAUAACACGGCUUGUCACCAAAGCAUAUCACGAAAAGAACUUCAAUAGUUUUGGAGACCUAGUUGCCGCCUGUAGGAACCUCAAAAGCUUAGAAAUACACCAGUACAGCGUCAAUCGCAGUUGGGCCCAUAUCAGAGUGCCUAUUCCAAUGCAUAGGUUAUUUCAGCACGGCAUAGGGACAUUGGUCACUCUGCCGCCCAUAGAAGAGUGUUCUCUCAAUGGUGUCUUUCUCCGCGAGAGCGAUAUACUCGGCUUUCUGCAAAAAAGCACCAACUCUCUUCGGCGACUUUCCAUGAAGACAGUGACCAUGGUGAAAGGGUCAUACGUGGCUGUAUUCGAUCACAUUGCCAGAAAAACUCCCAACCUAGACUAUCUGUAUCUCGAUGAGCUGCGGCUUAAAUAUGAAUGGAUUCAUUUCACGGGCGUGGGAGAUCCGAAAUUUAACACUUGGGAAGGUGCGCAUGGAGGCAAUACGUUGACAAGAGAGGGUAAGGAAGAAGCUCAGCAGCCGAUUCCAUAUCACUUGCCAACAGGCGGACGUCUCCCCUAUUCAACUCCUUCAUACCACGAAUGGUUGCAAGCCCAGCGGCUAGAGUAUGGGCCCCAUCCAAGGUCUUUCGAGAUAUAA
This is a messenger RNA of Pestalotiopsis fici W106-1, 1479 nucleotides long. RefSeq lists its product as uncharacterized. Gene Ontology annotation, molecular function: protein binding. The record is from RefSeq and is a predicted model, not a curated record. NCBI's taxonomy places the organism in Eukaryota, Fungi, Ascomycota, Sordariomycetes, Amphisphaeriales, Sporocadaceae. Bases 1 to 1479 code for a protein of 492 amino acids. The transcript has a single exon.